AUGAGAUUAAACGGUUUAUUGUCAACCCUUGCUGAAGGUCUGCUGUGGGAAAAGCUCUUAGGAAAGUUGAACGGUUUUAUUUUUGAAGCAUCUGAUGAAGAUAACAAAGGCUAUUUAAGCAGAGAGGACUUUAAAGUUGCUGUAGUAAUGUCAGUUGGUUAUAAACCCUCAAAGUUGGAGGUGGAUUCAGUAAUGUCUUCUGUGAGACCACGAAAUUCAGAAGGUAGAGGAUUUUUUACGUUGGAAGACUUCAAGAAAGCAUUCAAUUCUGUUUAUUCUGAGUUAUCUGAAAGAUUCAUAGUUGAAGCCUUCAGAGAAGUUGAUCAGGAUUCUGAUGGCCACAUCAGCUUCAAAGAGUUUGAAUCUGCAAUAAAGUACGGACAAGAUGAAGUAUCAUCAGCAUACUUUGCCUAA
This is a messenger RNA of Opisthocomus hoazin, 414 nucleotides long. NCBI's taxonomy places the organism in Eukaryota, Metazoa, Chordata, Aves, Opisthocomiformes, Opisthocomidae. The record is from RefSeq and is a predicted model, not a curated record.